AUGGGGGACUUCGUGUACCCUAGGCAUGGCUGCAUCCAGGAGCUAAUGCUGAAGGAGGCGGCCUGGACGGCGAAGUUCAUCCGCCGCCAGCGCGAGGAGGAGGCAGAGGAACGGGCUUUGCAGCAGCAGCGCUCGAAGUGGGAGCAGCAGGCUGAGGACACCAUCGUGAAGUUCCUGAACUCUCCAAGCUCGACGCUCCCAAAGGCCAAACGCGUCGCUACCCCUGCAGCUGAGACACACAACGGCGCCAGCAAGUGA
Molecule: messenger RNA, 258 nt
Organism: Symbiodinium necroappetens
Lineage: Eukaryota; Dinophyceae; Suessiales; Symbiodiniaceae
Source: the annotation of a GenBank genome assembly